Eurytemora carolleeae is the source of this 2098-nucleotide messenger RNA. RefSeq lists its product as uncharacterized. The record is from RefSeq and is a predicted model, not a curated record. Gene Ontology annotation, biological process: protein desumoylation. The coding region runs from base 1 to 1884 and encodes 627 amino acids. Gene Ontology annotation, molecular function: SUMO-specific endopeptidase activity. The transcript has 12 exons. Gene Ontology annotation, cellular component: cytoplasm; nucleus. NCBI's taxonomy places the organism in Eukaryota, Metazoa, Arthropoda, Copepoda, Calanoida, Temoridae.
AUGAGAACUUAUACUGUUAUUCUGGAUUAUAAAUCAAGAAUUUUGAAUAAGCCUGCUGAUCCCGAGGAGAGGUUGACCAGAGGUGAACCUUUCCUAAUCCUGCUGGACAGCAUGGGAGGAUACAAGGAGAAAGCUGUAUCUAUUAUAAGACAGUAUCUAUCCUGCGAGUGGAAGGCAAAACGUGGUGGGACGGAAACCUUCUCUGCUCGUGAGAUGAAACUGAUGAAGCCCAAUAAACCGGAACAGGAUAAUUUUACUGACUGCGGGGUCUUCCUUCUACACUACGUGGAGAAGAUUUUUUGUUCUGUUGCCCAGUUUUACUGGUCUAAGCUUCCGGACCUGACGAACUGGUUUCCCAUGGAGGAAAUUCUUAAGAAAAGAUUUGAACUUGCAACCCAUAUUCAGAAUCUUGCAAGAUCUCAGAAGGGGGUGACGCAGUUUCCGAUUAUAAAACUGAACAACGGAGACCCCUCCCGCCGGAGCAAACGUCGGAAGGGUUUUAGGGCGGAGCUAAACUACGGGACGGAUUUGGAAGAGGCUUUGGAUUUUCCAGGCAUUUCUGUUCGUUGUACAAGAACUAAAGACCGUGAAAGACCGGAGGAGAGGAUGAGCAAACUCCAAACCAUGAGACCAGCUGAGGUUUCCUCCGUACUCUUGGGGAGUGAUGAGCCGAGGCUGGGAGAAUACAAGAUCCCCAGGAGGAGAAGAUCAGGAACAAGUCAAUCUUCUCCAGAGAAAAGUGAUAGGAUUCCUUUGGAGAAGGUUCCCACCAGUACGGACCCAAGACAUGAGAAUCCUGCCGGGAUAUGUUCCCGCAAGAUUUACGGGAAAGCGAAACCAAGUCAGGACAUCUUGUUUGAUAAGCUAGGGAAAAGCCCGGAGAAAUCUAGAAUAGAAAAAUCCUUGAAAUCGGAGAAAGUCAAGUUCAUGAGUUUUCUCAACAAGAAGAAUUCAUCAAGAGAUAAAGAGGAAUUCAAUCAAUUUCUAGACAGUAAAAACAGAAAGAAACCCGAACUUCCGACCAUGCCAAAACCUUCCAAAGUACCUGAACCAAAACUCCUGAUCGAGGAGAAAUCACAAGAGAUUUCCAAACCCACUAUAGUCCUGGAAGAAUCUCCGGAGUGUGUAUCCGACAGUAGUUCUGAGCUGGUAGAGAUUGCUGAUCCUCCUGAACCUGUAAGUGAGGAUGAUGUGAUGGAAGUAGAAGAUACAUCCUCCUCCCUUGUAACAAUUCCUUCAAGGAAGAUCAGGGCCCGGGUACUUUCAGACACUUCUAGUAACGAUUCCAUCAAUGAUAUCUGCCCGCCCGGGAGGAAAACUGGUGUCCCUAAACUGUUUAUGGACCUGGGGAGGAAAACUAGAGUUCCUGAGCUAGUUUUGGACCCGAAGAGGAAACCUGGAGUCCCAAAAAUAGUAGUGGACCUGGACCAGGGUCCCUCUUGUCCGGAUCGAUUGAUGGCACUCCGACAGUUUAAGAAGAAUCUGAACAACGAUCUGGUAAACCCUAACUCCAAGGAAACCAAAAAAUCCAGAAGGAAAGAAGGAGCAAAUGAAAAGUUGAAUCGAUUGGAUCCUCAUGCGUACGACUCUUCUAAAUAUCGUCUUUUCUCCCUGAAAUCAACUGAAACUGAGGCGCAGAGUUCUAUGGAGACAAGUGGAGAAAACUUUAAACCUAGACCAGUUUCAAAAGAAGUAGUUAGAUACAAUUCAUCCAACACCUCACCUCAAUAUAAAGAAAAAAGAUAUGUUAUGAAAAAUCCUAUGAAGACCUAUGAACCUAAAUGUUAUAGAUACCCUGAUAGUGACAGUUCUUGGGACCAAAUUUUCAAGGAAUCGAAGACCUCAAUCAACAUUUUCUCCGACAGUUCAGAUCUAGAGAAUUAGACUCUGGUGGCCUUCAAUAGUUUAAAUCUAGAUAAUUAUACUCUAAUUCAGAUCUAGAAAAUAUGAUUUUAUUUUGUCCUUUAAAGUUCUAGUGCUUUAUAUAUAUAUAUUCAUUUUGAAAACCGAUUUAUUUGAAAACCGACUUAUUUGAAAACCGACUUACUUGAAAAAUAAGAGAACACAUUUUUAUUUAAUAAAUAAUCGUCACAGCUUA